Messenger RNA from Anoplopoma fimbria (sablefish), 4307 nucleotides. It is a transcript of the gene nol8, whose product is annotated as nucleolar protein 8. The record is from RefSeq and is a predicted model, not a curated record. Gene Ontology annotation, molecular function: RNA binding. NCBI's taxonomy places the organism in Eukaryota, Metazoa, Chordata, Actinopteri, Perciformes, Anoplopomatidae.
CAGUUCCGCGGAAACAAGCGCGGAAGGGAAAGUCGGCCGGACCGCAUGGCAGACCCGGACAGAGUUAACGGGAACACCAGCUGGAUACAUGUGAGUUACAGUGUUGUCAAGGAAACGGAGCUAUGAGGCGGCUGUACAUCGGUGGUUUGAGCCACUCGGUCAGCCAGAAGGAUCUGAAGGAUCGGUUUGGAAAGUUUGGAGAUGUGGAGGACGUGGAGGUCCGGACCAGGAAGGACGACGAGGGUGUUCCUUAUAAAACCUUUGCCUACAUUAACAUGAACAUUUCAGACGCAGACCUGAAGAAAUGUAUGACGGUGCUGAACAAAUCCAAGUGGAAAGGAGGAACUCUGCAGAUUGAAACAGCCAAAGAGAGUUUCCUCCACAGACUGGAGGAGGAGCGGGACACGUUGGCGGAGCAGCGCCUCCAUCCGCCGGCAGCGGAGGACAAUAGACAGAAGAUGCUGGACUCCCUGAGCAAAGCCGGCGUGGACAACUUCACCAUGAAGGCUGCGGUGCCGGGGACCGAAGUACCGGGACACAAGGACUGGGUGGUCAGUAAGUUCGGGCGCGUCCUCCCCGUCCUGCAGAUCAAAAGUCCGAAAGGCAGCAGAGCUCGGACGGUGAAGUACGACCCGUCCAAGUACAGCCACAACAUCCGCAAGCUGGACCGCUCCACCGACGGCACCGCGGACCAGCACACACCCGUCACCCAGCUCACCUGGGAGGAGCAGGGAGGCGAUGAUGACAUCAGCAAGAAGAGGCGGGGAGAGUUCCCUCCAUAUGAGCCGCCGCAGAGACGCAAGAAGAGUCGGUCGGAGGCGGUCACCUCCAAUAACGAUGAAGGCAGAGCCAGAUCUAAGCCGUCUGUUGACUCCGUCGUUCACACCGAGGCUCAUCGCUUCACCAACGGGAACAAACCGCCAACCAACCACAGUCUGGACCAGAGGAGGGCGCCUCGCUUCACUUACGCUCACAUCGAUUCAGAGGAGGAGGAGAUCCGCAGAAUGGUGGCAGCACAGGACACCUCCCAUGAUGCACUGCAGCAGGAAGAGGAGGAGGAUGAUAAGUUGGAAGUAGUCGGACUCGACUACUUGGUGAAGUCUGGACGGAAAGGAGGUCCAGGAGACAAAGAAGAGAAUGACUACGACUCCGCAGACACAGAUGAACUCUUCGCCGCCAGGAAACCUCCUCUUCCUCCACCGCAGGAGACACCGACUCCACAAGCUGCAGCUCAACUCUCAGGAAACGACGCCAACGACAGGAAGAGAAAGAUGAUGAAGAAGAAAAGUAAAGCUGUAGAGGAAGAGGACGAUUCAUCAGAUGCUGAAGAAGAGGUCGCCUCCAAGAAACCGUCUGGUAAACACAGUUCUCAGAACCAAACGAAGAAGAUGAAAGUCCUCCCUGUUGUAGAUCUCCCUUCCUCAGAAUCAGAUGAAGAUGAGGAGGAUGAAGACGAGGAGGAUGAAGACGAGGAGGAGUUGGAUUCAGCCGACUGCAGCUCAGAUUCUGACUAUGAAGCCAUGUUUUCUAACGUCACCCGUCUGGAGAUCUCUCUGGCUGAUCUGCAGAAAGUAGCAGAGGAAUUCCAGCAGACGCCUGAGACUACAGCUCCCAGCAUCCUCAGCAACUCCUCUGAAAAAAGUCCUGCGCCCAAGAAAGGCACCACGCCCGAGGAGAUCCUCGCCGCCUUGAUGGAGGACAGCAGCGAGGACGAGCAGCAGCAGCAGAAGAAGAAAGAAAAGAAAAGAAAAGCUGUGAAAGUUUCAACGGCGCUGCCGGCCUUCCAGGGGACGAGAGCGCUGAAGGAGGGAUCAGAAACAAACGAGAGUCAGAGGAGACAGGAAGAGGAGGAAAAGGGAGGAGGAGGAGGAGGAGGAGGGGAGGUUAAAAAACAGAAACUGGACUCUGAAGCUCCUCAGCUGAAGCACAAAACAACGGGCGGGAAAAUCAGCGGACAGAAACUCACAGAACCAGAGAGCAGUGAGGAGGAGGAGGAGGAGGAAGAGGAGGAGGUGAAAAAGGAGAAGGUGGUGAAGAACAUGGCUGAGACAGGUUCCUCUUCUAGCAGUGAUGAGGAGGAGGAGGACGAAGAAGAAGAAGAGGAGAAAGUGGAGAAAAAGGAGGAGGUGGUGAAGAACAUGGCUGAGAAAGCUGAGACAGAUUCCUCCUCUAGCAGUGAUGAUGAAGAGGAGGAGGAGGAAAGGUUGACGGCCAAUCAGACCGUUCUUACACCUAAAGCUGCUUCAUCUUCAUCCUCCAGCUCCUCGGCUGAGGAAGACGAACAAGAAGAAGCCGUGAAAGCAAAACCCCCCGCCGCUCCUCACAGUGAGUCCUCCUCCAGCGAAGAGGAAGAGGAGGAGGAGGAGGAGGAGAAGCAGGCUCCUCCCCGGGCGCCGUUGGGAGCUAAGGAGGAAGAGGAGCGUCAGAGGAAGGCCAACACGAGGAGGCUGGCUGCCGUCCAGAAGAGACAGAAAGAGGCCGAAGAGAACAAGAAGCUCAUCCAGGGAGCUUUAUCCAACAUGGAUGCUCCAAAAGCAGGAGCAGGGAAACACAUCGUCUUUGGCUCUGAUGAUGAAGAGGAUGAAGACGAGCAGAAGACCACCUCGGAGGUCACGGCGUCAAAGAAGACGCUGUUACAGGACGGCCAAUCAGAGGACGAGGCCACGGGUGACGAGGCAGCAGUCAGUGAGCACAAAACGACUAAAGAAAAGCCGUCCGUCCCGAAGCUGUUUGAUGGCAGUGAGGAUGAGGAGGAUGGAGAUGAAGAGGAGGACGGCAGCAGGUUUGACCUCAGGCCUCAGUUUGAAGGUCGAGCGGGACAGAAGCUGAUGGAGCUGCAGUCUCGCUUCGGGAGAGACGAUCGCUUUCGAAUGGACUCUCGCUUCCUGGAGGAGGAAGAGGAAAAAGAGGAGGAGUCAGAGAAAAAGAAGAGCGUGACUGAGGAUGAGGAGGCUCUGGAGGAGGAGAGGAAGAAGAGCCUGUCCAUCUUGCAGAGCGUCCUCGGCAGCAGCCAAACAACAAGCAGCAGCAAGACGCCCGUCAAGGCCAAGACCUUCAGAGACGUGUCAGCGCUGCAUUACGACCCGAGCAGAGAGGAACACGCUGCCUUUGAGACCAAAACCGAUGAAACCAAGAAGGAGAGCAAGGCGGCCAGGAGGAAGAAGAGGGAGGAGGCCCAGAAGCUCCCGGAGGUUUCUAAGGAGAUUUACUACGACGUGUCCGGCGACCUGAAGGCCGUGUUCGGUCAGACGAAGGAGGAGGACGUCGCCGCAGAAGACGAGACGAACUGGGACCAAGAGGAGGAAAAGGCGAAAGAAGAAGAAGGGAAGGAUGAACAGCCGACCCUGCAGUCGUCUCUCCUCUCAGCUGAUCCCGGAGCAGAGAAUGAGGAGGCGUCUGGAUUUAAAUUCUCCUUCUUCGGAGACGACACAGAAACAGGAAGUGGAGAGACAGCGGAGUACAAGGUAGAGAGCAUCCAGGUGCCAAAGGUGUCAUGGCAACAAGACCCACGUUUCCAAGACAGCAGCUCGGGCGAGGACGAGGAAGAGCAGGCGAAGGAGGAAGAGGAGGAGCAGAGCAUCGUCACGGCUAAAACCACAGAAGAGGAGACUCCUUCAAAGACGGAUCUGUUCUUCUUCUACAUUGGUGACAGCAGACUGACAGAGGGUCCCAAGUUGUUCUGUCGUCCCUCUGACCUGGAGGAGCAGAGGGAGCAGUGGGAGGAGAAGAGGAGCGAGCUCAGACAGGAGUACCGCAAAAAACACAAGGACGCCAGGAGAAAGCUGAAGUCCUCCCUGAAGAGCUGAGGAUUAUGGGAGGUGAAGUCUCUGUGUUUCUGUUUACUGGUCUGGACUUCAGAAUCAGGAACUGACGGAUUAUUUCUCCCCUCUUGGGGCCGUUUUGUGCACCAGACUGAUUUCAACAGUCAGCAGGAGGGACACCAAACGGCAGCUGAAGACACAGACUGCCAGAGAAAGUUCAAGAUCGUCAGAUUUAUUUUUUAUUUUCCUAAAUACGAAGAUAUCUUUUGGUCAGGACUUGCUGUCGCUCCAUCUGGUUUGGUUUUCUCGUUAGUUGCUUUGGAAAUAAUGCAACACCAGCAGCCAAUCACAGUUUCACAGGACCAAUUCUGUUAUUAAAAAAACAAACAAACAAACUCAAUGGUGUAAUUAAUAAGGAAAUGUGUGCCUUAACAAUUUAAUAAAAUCAGUAUAUGUCUUCCAUACAUCCCUUCUCUUCUUAUUGUGGACUUUAGUUCUUGCCUUAACAGUUGAUUUGAUAAGAAGCCUCAGUGUCACUUUGUGCUG